AUGACACGACCUCCCAAUAAUGACAACCUUAUGACCUUCAAAUUGGUCGUGGUUGGAGAUGGAGGCGUUGGAAAAAGUGCACUCACUAUACAAUUCUUUCAAAAAUUAUUUGUUACUGACUAUGAUCCUACUAUUGAGGAUAGUUAUAUUCAACAUACAGAGGUAGAUAAACAAUGGUGCAUCUUAGAUGUGUUAGAUACAGCUGGUCAAGAAGAAUUCAGUGCCAUGCGUGAACAAUACAUGCGCAAGGGUGAUGGGUUUCUAUUAGUAUACUCUGUGACUGAUAAACAAUCUUAUGAAAAUAUCAUGAAUUUUUAUACCCAAAUACUUAGGGUAAAAGAUAGAGAUGUAUAUCCUAUGCUUCUGGUAGCCAAUAAAGUUGAUUUGGUACAUUUGAGAAAAGUUACAGAGGAACAGGGAAGGGAAUUGGCUCACCGGUUGGGUAUACCUUAUAUUGAAACUUCUGCCAAAGACCCGCCAUUAAAUGUAGAUGCUGCAUUCCAUGAGGUCGUUCGUAUUAUCAGAAAUCAACCUCCAGCCGAGUUGGAAAAAAAUCGGAGGAAACGAAGACGUUCGGGAAAAUGUAAUCUUUUGUAAAGCUUGAAAUCAAUUGGGUAAUGAUUAUACAUUAUCUUUUAUCACUUCUUUCAUAAAAAGUGAAACGCACCUGCCAAAAAACAAAAAAAAAAAAAUGAAAAAAUGGAUCUUCUGUCCUCCAUCGUAUAUAUAUAGGUAUAUAUGAUUCGUACAUUUUUCUUUUUUUUUGUCAAUUCACAUAUGAGUUCGUAGUAUUAAUAAGCAUCAAUCCCACCCUUGUAACAUAAGUGUACAAAAUAGUAACGAUAAAAAAUGCAUCGAUCGAAAGAAAAACAAUAUUACGUAUCUCCGAAACAAAACUAGAUUUUUUAAAAAAUCAAUUCAACAUCGGUUUAAGAUUUAAAAUAUUGAAAAAUUUAUCGGAGAUAAAUUGACUGUUCAUCAUCACGAUAAUAUGAGACCACGUCUCAGUACGCGCGUAUACAUCAAUUUUUUACCAUCGAAAAAACACUAUGGAAUUGAACGUUUUUUAUUGCACAAUGCAUAAUUCUAUAGAUAUCUUUUUACUUCUUCAUGUAAUAAGAUCUUGUCAUGAAAUGACUAUAAUAGUUUCAUAUAUUGACUCAGCUCCUUUUUUAAAGCAGUUACAAAUUAUAGCUUCAAGCGUCUUUAUUUAUUUUGUUAAGAUGAUUUCUUUUUUAUCUUUCUUCCAUAAUUUAAAUAAUACAUUUCUUGACACUUUAUUAUUUUCUUCGAAAUAUUCUGUUCGUUUUUUUAUUAUAUUUUUUUUCUUUUUUCUAUUAAAUUCGUAUAAAAAUUUUUAUUAUUAUUUAUUGUUAUAAAUCUUUAGUCAUCGUUUUUUUUUGUAACGAUGUAAAUAAUAUUCGAAAAAAUUUAUUCUUUGAAUUAACAACGAGUUUCUCUUUCGUCAAUAAAUAUACAUUAGGUAUUUGGAGCCUAAUGAAUAACAAAUAUUUUGAAUCAGGAAUGAAGUAUUUAACGUAAGACAGUAUUGCCUUUGCUAUUAGAUUAUUGGCUUUCAUAUUUACAGAGGUCUGAUAUAAAAUAAUUAUCGUGUUCGAGCGCAAGAAAUAUCGCUCGAAGCGUUAAGUUUAGCUAGGAAGUCGAGAGAUGUUGUUAUAUUAUUAUUAGAGAAGGAUGUGCAAUGAACGAUAUAUUGCGUUUGAAAUAUAAGUAAAAUUUUUUUUAAAAACGUUGUUUAGAUUUUGUUUAGAUUCUAAAUAUUUUUUCCUCUAUCGUGCGAGUGCAGUGUGCGAAUUUUAAUUAUGUCAGACCUUUUUUACGUAUAUUGGAGAAAUAAUGCCAUGGCCUAUCUUAGUAUUUAAACGUGAAAAGGGACGUGUGUGUGUAAAUGAAAUUUAAUGUUAUAUGUGAAUGCAAGUACCAAACAGUGGAUUAUUUUUCGUGCUUAUACGGAUUCGAACGUUGCAAUCUGUCGUGCAUAAUAUUCGUCUUAUAUCUUUUACGUACUCAAUACGUACAGUAAAUUAUAAGAUUAUCAAUGAGGAGAUUAUGACAUGAAUGGCUUGUUUAAUUAUUUUCCGUUGAUAUACGGACAUAAUAAUAAGUAUUCGUUUGCAGUUUUAACUUUCUCAUCGAAAGAAUUUAUUCACGGAUCGUAAAAUUUAUACGUAAAGUAUAUUCGCAACGUAAUACAAUGAAUAUUUCUUUAUUGUUAAUGACGUUGUUUGUAAUGAAUACGGAAAUAUGUUGAGGAAAUAGGAGACGAAAAAAGCAGUUUAUUAAUUGCUUUAGAUGUUUUUUUCUUUUUUUCUUUUUUUUAAAUAAGAAACUAUGUUUCAUUUUUUACUUUUACACAGCAAUAUCUUUGUUCUUCGUUAUCGAGACACGAUUACACAGUAUCAUAUUUUAGUGUACGCACAAAGUGCUUUACUUAUACGUAGGAACGGUGUGAAACUGAAUAAUAAUACGUAUUUAUGGUAUGUACGCACAAGAUGUGCACAAAUAUCUUGGCGUCACCGAUUAAUUCUAACAGUGAAACAUAUUUGCCUUGAGAUAAAAAUAAUUUGUAUUGUAAACGAUGAAGGGGAUAACGAAGGAAUCUGGCUAGUUGCCAUACGUAGAGAAUCCACUUCGAUAUUCUUUAACGAUAAAAAAGAAAAAAAAAGUGAUUAUUGUAUUUUAUGACCAGUUGACACGUCGGACAGAUUUAGAUUUGAUAAUAUUCUUCGUUAAAAAAAAAAAAAAAAAGACAAAAGGAAAACUGCAUAGAUGUCAUUCGUCGAAGUGCAACGAAGUAUUAGAAAAAGAAAAAAAAAAAUGAAAAAAAAAAAAAGAAGAACUGAAAACAAUGACUAUUUUGCUCUAUUGAUACUUUCGUUUGCCAAUGAGAGGUUCAUAAAUUAAGAAAACGUUAUUUUAGCUAAUCUAUUCUCUUAGAUUUGGAGUAUGCUCAAUGCGUAGUUUAAAAUUGCACUGCACGAAUAAACAAUUGUACAAAUUUUACCGAAAAGUUUUUACAAACGACAUUACAAACUUAUGAUUCGGUUACGGUUUUCAGUAUGAGAUAUUCGCGAAUCGUGUAUCGUUCUGCAUAAAAUUUGCAAAUUGUACGCUAGCGUACAUUACUAUUAUUGUCCAUCCACGAGAUUCGAGCGAAUAUGUGGACAACCGAAUUGAUUUCUGCAUCGCGCGUCGAUGUAUUGUUCGCGUGAUAUAAUACGGGUUAUUACAUGCACACAUUUCUCUCGCAAGUGUGAAACAAAUCGCGCCGCUUCAUUUAAAGCCCGUUUCAUUCGAUAGUAGAAUGUUACCUCGCGAAUAAACGUGGACCAUCCAUUUCGACCGAUCAAUUGGAAAAUUUCUACGUUGUAAUAAUGAUAUUACGAAAGAACGUUUUGCGUAGAUCCAAUUAAAAUUAAUCGAACGAUGGCCCCUUUCAAGUGGCCUCAGAUGGAUGUAAAGUCAUUGUUUCGUUCCGUUGUGGACUUGUUUUUUUCUCUCUCUCUUUGAACGAAUGAAUUAUAUUAUUACGCGUUAAGGAUUAAGAAAUGAUUUAUAACAGCGAUUAUAUCGGGGAUAAUAAGGAAACGAAAGAGAGAACUGUAUGAUACUGUGGGGAUGAUAUUGUGAACAAAUUUUUAGACACUCAGGAUUUAGCGUUCCUCGCAUGUUGUAAUAUGUAAUCUGUAAACAAAAAGCGCUACGUUUUUUAUCGCCGUCCAUGAGAGAGGUUUGUUGGGAAAAAGGGGAAAUAAAGGGAAAUAGAGGCUCAUCCGUGGUUACAUAUGCAAUAUGUACGACACAAAUGCAGAGACGUUGCAGCACAAUAUAUCUCAUAUUAAAUCGAACUUCAACGUAGUAGCGACGAAAAUUAUUACGAGCUAUAUCGCCUCGAUGUAUCGACGUUUUGAGGAAGAGAAAUCGCGAAAGGCUCGUUAUUGCGACAAACUUUUUAAAAAGAAAGGCAAGAAGAGGAUUAUUAUCUAAAUGAAAUAGUCAAUACGUUGAAUCAUUGUGAUACCGAGUGGAGAAGAGUGGCAAAUGUUAGUGAAUGCUGUGGUUUUGUGCGAGUCAUCGAAGUCAGUUGGAUUUAUAAAAUAACUGUCUUUCUUUCGUCUGUCAAUCCAGGAGGCGAGGAUUUUUGAAUAUUUGAACGAAUCGAGAGGUCGAUCGAAAUAACAUACAUAGACGGGUGUUCAAUUAAGAGGAGAAACGACCAACGUGAUUCAUACACACAGUCGCGAUGAAGUGAAAAUAGAAAAUUUGAGCAACUCUCUGACUUCGUUCUCGUUUUCUCCCAGUAUUGACUAGUUAUCUAUUACACGUUCGAGUACCGCACAUCAAUAUAGCUGUUAUCGUUAAUUUUUUAAUAGAAAGAACAAAAAAAAAAGAUCAUAUAAUGACGCACACAAAAAACAAUGAACUACGCAUAAUAAGAGAGUUAAUAAGUUUUUAAGAUGGAGUACGAUCGUUUCCACCGUUCUUGUUCUAUAGAUAGUGAUGAAAAAGAAAUAUAUACAUAUAUACAUAUGUAUACAUAUAUAUAUAUAUAUAAAUGUAUAUAUGUAUAUAUAUUUUGAAAACAAAGAACAAAAUGAAGAACGAAAAUUCCUCCCCAAUGAUAGUUAUAUACGAGAGAUGCUGACAUAUAUACAUUGUAUAUGUAAAAAAAAAGAAAUAUGUAUGUAUGAUACAUACGCGUGCAUGUGUUAUACGUAUAUAUAUAUAUACAUAAUGAUAAUUUACUUCUCUCUAUGCGUAUACGCGAUGUGGGCGUAUGUAUAUUUUUUUUGUUGGGCGUAUGCGCGUGAAUGUGUGUGUAUAAAUAAAAUGUGCGUGUCGCUACUUGUGCAGGUCACUGUAUGGAGUACACAAUUGAUAAUAAAUUAUGGACACAUAUUUACAAAAAAAAGAAAAAAAGGGAAAAAAAAAGAAAAAAAUAAAAAAGAA
This is a messenger RNA of Apis cerana (Asiatic honeybee), 4971 nucleotides long. RefSeq names its product ras-related protein M-Ras. Gene Ontology annotation, biological process: signal transduction. Gene Ontology annotation, cellular component: membrane. NCBI's taxonomy places the organism in Eukaryota, Metazoa, Arthropoda, Insecta, Hymenoptera, Apidae. The record is from RefSeq and is a predicted model, not a curated record. Gene Ontology annotation, molecular function: GTPase activity; GTP binding.